This is a messenger RNA of Rhinopithecus roxellana (golden snub-nosed monkey), 2450 nucleotides long. RefSeq names its product transmembrane protein 135 (gene TMEM135). The transcript is spliced from 17 exons. NCBI's taxonomy places the organism in Eukaryota, Metazoa, Chordata, Mammalia, Primates, Cercopithecidae. The record is from RefSeq and is a predicted model, not a curated record. Bases 204 to 1643 code for a protein of 479 amino acids.
CGUCCCGCCCCCUUAAGCUGCGAUACGCCGAGCGUUCAACAUCCGAGGACUUUGGCCCAGAGUAACCCCGCUCUCGUGACCUUUCACCUCCAUUCCGCACCUCCGGCUGCUGGCCGGGCAAGAGGCUGGCGGCUGGGCUCUCGCGCCCCUCCCUGCAGGGCGCAGGCUCUCCUCCUCCCGUCUCCUCCGCGCUGUUCCUCGUCAUGGCGGCCCUCAGCAAGUCCAUCCCUCAUAACUGCUAUGAGAUUGGCCACACUUGGCACCCUUCCUGCCGGGUCUCCUUCCUGCAGAUCACCGGGGGCGCCCUGGAGGAGUCCCUGAAGAUCUAUGCUCCUCUGUACUUGAUUGCAGCAAUUCUCCGGAAACGGAAAUUAGACUAUUAUUUACACAAACUACUCCCUGAGAUCCUACAAUCUGCUUCAUUUCUAACUGCUAAUGGGGCCUUGUAUAUGGCUUUCUUUUGCAUUUUAAGGAAGAUACUUGGAAAAUUCUACUCAUGGACUCCUGGCUUUGGUGCCGCUUUGCCAGCAUCUUAUGUGGCCAUUCUCAUUGAAAGAAAAAGCAGGAGAGGGCUGCUCACAAUCUAUAUGGCCAACUUGGCCACAGAAACACUAUUCAGAAUGGGUGUAGCAAGAGGAACCAUCACAACAUUAAGAAAUGGAGAACACUACCUCAGGAAAAAAUGUCCUUUUGUUUUGCAUCACAGCUGCCAUGUACAUGUUCUUUUUCAGAGGCAGCCAGACUUUGGAAGGGGAAACAUAGAUGAAGAGUCAAGGUGCAAGGAUGGUUUGAAAGGAUUUACAUUUUCUGCACUUAGAUUCAUUGUAGGAAAGGAAGAAAUUCCCACACACUCUUUUUCACCAGAGGCAGCAUUUGCAAAAGUGGAACAAAAGAGAGAGCAACACAAGGAAAAACCCAGAAGAAUGAAUAUGAUUGGUCUAGUCAGGAAAUUUGUGGAUUCAAUAUGCAAACAUGGACCAAGGCAUAGAUGUUGCAAACAUUAUGAAGAUAAUUGCAUCUCUUAUUGCAUUAAAGGUUUCAUCAGAAUGUUUAGCGUGGGGUACUUGAUCCAGUGCUGCCUCCGAAUCCCCUCUGCAUUUAGGCAUCUAUUUACACAGCCAUCUCGGCUACUUUCUCUCUUCUACAAUAAAGAAAACUUCCAGCUUGGAGCUUUUCUUGGCUCUUUUGUUAGUAUAUACAAGGGUACUAGUUGCUUCCUGCGCUGGAUCAGAAACUUAGAUGAUGAACUACAUGCUAUUAUAGCUGGAUUUUUGGCAGGUAUAUCAAUGAUGUUUUAUAAAAGCACAACAAUUUCCAUGUAUUUAGCAUCCAAAUUGGUAGAGACAAUGUAUUUCAAAGGCAUUGAAGCAGGGAAGGUUCCCUAUUUUCCUCACGCAGAUACUAUCAUCUAUUCCAUCUCUACAGCAAUUUGCUUCCAGGCAGCUGUCAUGGAAGUUCAGACUUUGAGACCAUCUUACUGGAAGUUCCUUUUAAGACUCACCAAGGGCAAAUUUGCUGUCAUGAACCGAAAAGUCCUUGAUGUUUUUGGUACUGGUGCAUCUAAACACUUUCAGGAUUUCAUCCCCAGGUUGGAUCCAAGAUACACAACUGUAACACCAGAGUUGCCCACAGAGUUUUCUUGAAGAUGACUGUAAUUUAUUAAUGUGACUAAAUGUUUCAUCUUGAAGAGUUAAUUAUGUUGAACACAAAGGAGGGGCCCAAGCUUGAACUUCAGUGUUAUUUCAGUUAGAGAUACUCUUUUCAUUUGUGUUGUUUUUCUUAUGAAUCAGAAAUUCAGAAGCUUUUUAGGAAGAUGUUGCUUAAUAAUUAAGCUUCCUCCAUAGCCAGAAUAAGAUUCUGGAUCACCGUAGUGAUUGACAUUAUUAUAUAUUAUUGAUCAAAUUAUGUCCGUAAGCAAUAUUAUAUAAUCUAUGUAGAAGUGUAAUAGCAAACAAGAGUACACUUAAAAUUACUUUAAAAGAUGUCUUUAGUUCAUUCCAAUAUAAUUCUUGAUUAAAAUUAGGAUUAUUUCUAUGUUUGAGGAUUUACAAAGGAUCACGGGUACAUGGAUUUGGUCUGAAUUUUUUUUAAAGUUUUGAAUUGGUAUCUGUAGUAGUGGAAUGUUAUAGAUUUGAAGUAACUCUCCACGGACAGUGCUGCUUUCGUGUAGAGCAAUUUAAUUGGAGAAGUGGCCAUUCUUACUUCAGGGAUGCAAAGAUAGGGUCUCAUACCAUUUGGAUAAAUGUCGUGGUAUCCAUGCUUUUCUUUCAACUAAUAACAUCAUCUCUCUUCAUGACCAGUUAGUUGGGAUAUUUGGCAGCCUAGCAAACCUAUGUACUAAUGGCAGGUUAGGGGUAAAUGGAAAUGGACACAUCCAACAGAGUUGAAAUGUAUGUUUUAAUCUUUCACAGAAGUAUUACACUUGAAUAUUUAAAAACAAAACUUUUUUU